AGUGGCGCUGCUGGCCAGCCGGUAGCUCUCUACCCUCCUCUCUUUCAUGUUCUGGCCCAGCCCAUGUGACCAUAGAGACCAACCUAAAUAAACACAAGGCUGUGGCUGCUGCUGCUGCUGCUACUGCUUCUAAAGGAGUCGCUUGCUGGGUGGUUGGGUGCCGUCAAAUCCACCAAAGAGUGAAUCCCACUCGCUGAGGUCGUGGGACUUGGGGCUCACAGAAGUGUACUGUCCAACAACAACAGUUGGGUCGCGCUAAGGGGCUCGUUGAGGAGGCAGCGGAAAUCUGACCUAUGACCCCGACAGGCAGUGGACCAUUACCGGGGUUACGCAUGAGCCGCGAGUGGUGCCGUAUAAUGGAGAUGUUACCCGGGGGCGAUUUGCCGGGGAAAUGGUGAAUUCGUGGUUCGCCGAACGCGUCCACACAAUCCAGCCCUCCAAGGACACGCCCCCGCUGCAGCGAGCCCACCACCACCACCAACACCACUCCGCCUCCACCUUCUCGGACCACCCGCCCAGCAGCACCAACACCAACACCACCAUCACCAUCAACACCACCAUCACCACCUCCACCAUCACCCCGCCCGCCCUCUCCUUCUACGACACCCGCUGCCCCUCCCCCGGCCCCAACGCCAGCCCCGCCGCGCCCGGCACCCCCACCCGCAAGAUCUCCGCGUCCGAGUUCGACCGCCCCCUGCGACCCAUCGUGGUCAAAGACUCCGAGGGGUCGCUCACCUUCCUGUGCAGCUCGGACCGCGAGCUCGGCGCCAUGCCGACGCAGACGACGACGACGACGAGCGUCAACGAAGACGCCGGUUCUACUUCCUGUAGAGGGGAGGGGCUUAACAGCGGCGGCGGCGGUGACGUCGGUUCGGACCGUUGCCGCCGCCUGCUGGAGCUGGUGAGGGAGGUGUCCAGUCACCUCGACGUCACCGCGCUCUGCCACAAGAUCUUCCUGCACAUCAACGAGCUGAUCGCCGCCGACCGCUACUCGCUGUUCCUGGUGGGCGAGGACAGCUCCAACAGGAAGUUCCUGGUGAGCCGGCUGUUCGACGUGGCCGAGGGCUCCACACUGGAGGAGUCCUCCAGCAGCUCCAUCCGCCUGGAGUGGAACAAGGGGAUCGUGGGCCACGUGGCCGCCACCGGCCAGCCCCUCAACAUCCGCAACGCCUACGAGGACCCCAGGUUCAACGCAGAGGUGGACCUGAUCACGGGUUACAAGACGCAGACCAUCCUGUGUCUGCCAAUCAAGAACCACAAGGAGGAGGUGGUGGGGGUGGCGCAGGCCAUCAAUAAGAAAUGUGGGGAGGACAAAGUUUUCACUGAGCAAGACGAAAAGGACUUCUCCUCCUACCUGGCGUUCUCUGGCAUCGUGCUGCACAACGCUCAGCUCUACGAGACGUCCCAGCUCGAGAACAGACGGAACCAGGUGCUGCUGGACCUUGCCAGUCUGAUCUUCGAGGAGCAGCAGUCCCUGGAGGUGCUGCUGAGGAAGAUCGCCGGCACCAUCCUCUCCUUCAUGCAGGCCCAGGCAUGCACCGUGUUCAUCGCUGACCAGGACUCCAUGAACACAUUCUCCAGUGUCUUCCACAUGGAAUACGAGGAGCUCAGCGAUGGUCUGGACGCCCCAAAAAGAGAGUGUGACGUCAGCCAGAUCAACUACAUGUACGCCCAGUACGUGCAGAACACCACGAUGCCCCUAAACAUCACAGACGUCACUAAGGACCUGCGCUUUCCCUGGACGAGUGACAAGCCCGACCAGCCCAGUAACCACAUCAAGAGCUUGCUGUGCACGCCCAUCGGAAACGGCAAGAAGGACAAGGUCAUAGGCGUGUGCCAGCUGGUGAACAAGAUGGACGAGGCGACGGGCGGCGUGAAGGCGUUCAACCGCAACGACGAGCAGUUCCUGGAGGCCUUCGCCAUCUUCUGCGGCCUGGGCAUCCAGAACACCCAGAUGUACGAGAGCGUGGAGCGGGCCAUGGCCAAGCAGGAGGUCACCCUGGAGGUCCUAUCAUACCACGCUUCAGCCGCAGAGGAAGAAACUCGGCUUCUCCAGGUAACAGCGGCCGCGACAGUGCCCUCAGCCCAGACCCUGCAUAUUAUGGACUUCAGCUUCAGCGACUUUGAGCUGUCCGACAUGGAGACGACCCUGGCGACAAUCCGCAUGUUCAUAGACCUCAACCUGGUGCACAACUACCAGAUGAAGUACACGAGUCUAUGCCACUGGGUCAUGAGUGUGAAGAAGAACUACCGGCGGAAUGUGGUCUACCACAACUGGCGGCACGCCUUCAACACGGCACAGUGCAUGUUCGCCGUGCUCAAGUCCGGACGCCUGCAGAACAACAUGAGGGACCUGGAGAUGCUGGCGUUGAUGAUCGCCGCGCUCAGCCACGACCUGGACCACCGAGGAGUCAACAACUCCUACAUACAGAGGAGUUCCCACCCCCUGGCUCACCUCUACUGCCACUCCACCAUGGAGCACCAUCACUUUGACCAAUGUCUGAUGAUCCUGAACAGUCCAGGGAACCAGAUCCUGAGUGGCCUGUCCCUGGAGGGGUACAAGGCCACUCUCAAGAUGAUCGAGAGGGCUAUUCUGGCCACCGAUCUGGCUGUGUACAUGAAGAGGAGAGGGGAAUUCUUUGAGCUGACAAAGAACAGUCAGUUUGUCUGGGAGGACGAGGACCACAGAGACCUGCUGAGGUCAAUGCUGAUGACUGCGUGUGACAUCUCCGCCAUCACCAAGCCCUGGCCCGUGCAGAAGAGGAUCGCUGAGCUGGUGGCCACAGAGUUCUUCGAGCAAGGAGACAAGGAGAGAGAGGAGCUCAACAUCGAGCCCAUCGACCUGAUGAACCGUGAGAAGAGAGAUAAGAUCCCCAGCAUGCAGGUUUCCUUCAUAGACGCUAUCUGCACACAGUUGUACGAGACGCUGGCCGGUAUGUCGGAGCACUGUUCCCCUCUGCUGGACGGCUGUCAGCAGAACAGGCAGCGUUGGAAGCGUUUGGCGGAGCAGUGCGAGAAGGGCGGAGUCAACGGCCUGGAAUGAGAAGCGUUAACCCCGCCCCCAGACCCAAACCACUCCCCCUCAACCACCACUUGUCAUAGUUUUCAACUCGCUGUCAAUCGCCAGAGACAAUGUCAGCACUAAAGCUAUAUUUAUUACUGCAGCAUUUGUUAUUAACAAAAAAUAUAUAUUGUUUUGUUUUUGUUUUUACAUUUUUUGCACAAAGUUGACUUACAAACUCAUGACAGAUUUUAAACACUUUUACCAAGACAAGGUCAUCACGCAAUAGGACUACAGAAUAUUCCGGAAGAAGCAGUAGCAGAGCUCCAGAACCAAUAUGUACCCAGAAUCUCUAGAACCACUAACAGUGAGUGACUGGGCUUCUAAUGUACACAGUGAAACAGUUUCAUGACAUAUCUAAAGGUUCAAAGGGCUUUGGUUAACAACUUGAAUGCCAACCACACGCUGAGAUUGAACCACAGGAAAAGCGCCAUUUUUACUGCCUGAAAUGACUGCCUGCUGAUUUGGUAGAUGACAUCACUGUUACGCGGCUCAAACGUAACAAAGAAAUGGGGCAGGAGACCGUGUGACAAUCCACGUUAACAUCACCCGGCACCAAUUUCAGCCAAUCAGAGGAUCUGUUUCAGUUAUCUCUGGUGCCAUCCCUGAGGUUUUAGUUUGGUAAAUGGUUACUCAACAUAAGCACACAUAACAGUUUGGCUCUUUUAUAAUGUUCACAUUAUUCUUCAAUAAUACGUAUUUAUUUUUCUUUGAUAUAUAUUUAUUAUUUUCCGCUAUUCUAAGGGCAUCCUCGUUACGAACACCCGAGUCUUGAAAGGAAUUGCAGGUUAUCAAUUAAUUCCUGGCUCUGAGUUUGUUUAGGACAAACAUUGUUGGCAACCCCCAAGAAAUAUACUGUAUGAUUGGUUUUUAAAUUGUAUUAUGUUUUGUUUUGUUGUUGCAAAAUGUCAACGGCCAAAGACUAGGUCUGUAAUUGAAGUGGGCCUAGAAUCUUCCACUGCCUCCUCUUGAAAGAAUGCUUGCCACCAAGGUACCAUUUCAUAAGUCAAAACUAAGAUAAUAAUACAACCCAUCAUCAGUACUCUGUUGAUUAUCGAUUGACAACUGUCAAUCACUUAACCACCGUCUUCAUUCUUUAAAUAAAAGGUUGAGAGCCCGUUCAACACAUUUUCUAAUUAGCCAAAACCUAAUGGACAAGUAUCCAAUAAGUGACAGAGAUAGACAACUCAAACUCUGCGAUAAGAACGUAAAAGAACAUGUGACCUAUCACUGGACCAUCACACUGCCUUCUGCCGAGUCAGUGUCCCCAUAAUUGUUUUGUCAAUUGAGAAAUUAAUUAAUUAGAAGAAAAAAAACUUGGCAUCUUUAUUCAACACUACAGACGGCGGUGGUUUAGGCAUCUGUAAUUUCGUAGCUCAUCUUAGUUAUUUCACUAAUAUCUGUAACAGUUACCUGUUUUUUCCUACACAACAUGUUGUACUCGAUACUCACAAUAAACAGUUUGAUAAGAGCACCAUAUUUACAUUAACUUACAUUAGCUACAGAGCCUUCCCUCACACCUUUUAUAUAUUUGUACUGUCUUCUUCGCUAAACACAUGCUCAGAUAUCAACAAACCCUGGCGGCAUUUUGGAAUUGGAACUUUUACUUUCUCUGGGAAUGUAAACUCGUGUGCCUGAUCAUUCGAAAAUAAAAGUAGGCAUUGUUUUUAAUUA
Gadus morhua (Atlantic cod) is the source of this 4735-nucleotide messenger RNA. It is a transcript of the gene pde5ab, whose product is annotated as phosphodiesterase 5A, cGMP-specific, b. The transcript has 22 exons. The record is from RefSeq and is a predicted model, not a curated record. Gene Ontology annotation, biological process: signal transduction. The coding region runs from base 392 to 3043 and encodes 883 amino acids. Gene Ontology annotation, molecular function: protein binding; 3',5'-cyclic-nucleotide phosphodiesterase activity. NCBI's taxonomy places the organism in Eukaryota, Metazoa, Chordata, Actinopteri, Gadiformes, Gadidae.